CUUCUCUCACAGAAGCCUAAUUUAAUUACAUGGUUUCAUUUUCUUUGAGGCAUAUGCCAAAUUGUCGAUUACAGUUCAUUCAAAGUCUGCAGGUGCAUAUGGGCCACUAGACAUUAUGUUAGAGACAUCUGACUCUGAGAAUUCUCCGAAUACAAGUCAACAAAAUGAACAGAAACUACCCUACCAGUCUCAAAUGCUCGAUUCGGCAAAAAGGCACCUGACUCUGCUCGACACCAACAUCCAUGAAGUCAAGCAGUUUAUCCAAGCUCUGCAACUGAAAUCCAGGCCCAUAUCUUCAUCAGGCUUGCCAACUUUCUUACGCACAUUGGAACGGGAAAACACUACAUUAUGCAACCUCGUCAUUGAACUAUCAGACUCGAGUACAAACAUUGAUGAUUUGCAACUCACAAAGCGAGAACAGAAGCUUGACGCGAGUGCCACUACAACGAUGCAGAGCAUCGCUCAGUGGAACCGACUCAAGAAAAGCUAUAGCUUCGUUGCUUUAAACCAGUCCUUUCAGGGCUCGUCGAAGGAUUUGCGAAAACAGGAGAUCCAAAAACGACAGGUUUCAGGGCAGGAGAAACACAAUUUGCACCGGCUUCUAAAAGAACAAGCUAGGAUUGAGGUCGAUGUUGUUCAAGAAGGACGAGAAUGGAUUGCUGCUAAAGCUAUCUCUCGCGAUAGACUCGCUCGCCAGAUGAACGAUAGCGGCUGGGGAUGGGGAGACCAUGAACUUGGUGAUGAAGUCGACCGGGAUGAGUGGGAGGAUACCCCUUUGGCCAAAUACGUACAGCGGCUAGUAAACGCUGCAAGAAUGAAUCGUCAUGAAUACAGAUUCCCUCGAAUACGUCUGGUUCUGACUGGUCUUAUUCGAGGUGAAAGGGAACUUGACAUACUCCUUGAUCAACUAGAACACAUUGAUCCGCUUGUCAAAGUCAUCGUCGAAGAUCAGGAUAGCGACUUCGUCACAGCAUCCCCUCCUCCGCUUGACGAAGCUAUUGACAAUCUUGUUGGCAAUGAGCUUGCGUCACUCACUCCUACCAUCAACCUCGAUCACACCAUCCUCAUCGAUCUUAUUUCCGACUUGACUCACCUCAAACUUGAAACCCAACCGUGGCAGUCACGGACGACACGCGCCCAGAUAGACGAAGAGAAUGCUCAUGAAGGGGGUCUCAUGUCUCGUGUGUUGUACCCGGUGCUAGCAGGCCGCAAGCUCGUAUGUACCCGUGAAGCAGCUGAUCAUUUCCACGAUGUGCUACGAACUGUCGGUACCGAGACUGAGCGCGAGCGAGGGAGAUUAUUGAUUCCCUGGGGUGACGAUGUGAAAUACACGUCUCCGGACCUCACGCGGCAGCGUUUUCAGCAACUCACUGUUUAUCCCUUACCACCUGAUGUUCAGAUACCUGUUUCUGUAAUCGACGAAGCAUGGGAUAUGCAAGCUAUCAAGUGUGGUACUUCCAAUGGGAGUCUUCCUCAGGUCGCUCAAGAUGUGGCUCUGAGUAGCGGCUUCAAGAGCUCCAAGCUGUCUAUCUUCAUGUACGGGUGGGCGGCUGGCCUCACCACUGUUACGAGCAACAAGGAGGUCAGAGGGCAAAUUCGAACUUGGGUGGAAGCACAUCGAAAAGACGAUGAAGAAACUGGGCCUCAGAUAUUUCGAUUAGAAGUGACGAGGAACCUAUUAGCUAAAGCUGCAAAGCCCAGAGAGGGAUGGCAAGAGAAGGAUGAGGCGGAUGGUGAUAAUGACGAAUCAUGAUGCAUGGACUACCCUAUACAGAAAUGUUGAAGGCAUAAUACAUUAACUGCAAAGGAAAACCCAAGAUAUCCUUGAACUAUGAUUCAAUAUCCAAAUCUUGAUUGAUAAGAUAAGUCCGAUGUCGAAUUCUU
Messenger RNA from Fusarium redolens, 1884 nucleotides. RefSeq lists its product as uncharacterized. The record is from RefSeq and is a predicted model, not a curated record. NCBI's taxonomy places the organism in Eukaryota, Fungi, Ascomycota, Sordariomycetes, Hypocreales, Nectriaceae. Bases 116 to 1753 code for a protein of 545 amino acids. The transcript has a single exon.